This is a messenger RNA of Spirometra erinaceieuropaei, 1968 nucleotides long. The record is from the annotation of a GenBank genome assembly. NCBI's taxonomy places the organism in Eukaryota, Metazoa, Platyhelminthes, Cestoda, Diphyllobothriidea, Diphyllobothriidae.
AUGCAGUUUAUUGUGGUCAAACAGGAAAAUCCGCCUCUACACGCAUUCACGAACACCAACUUGCAGGGGGUGACCUCUAGCUGCGCUGUUGAUUUGUUCACGAGCCAUGAUGCCUGCUUCAAUACGACGGAUGCCCAACCUGUUGACUUCAUCGCAGCUGCGGAAUCUGUCAUUCGUGAAGCUCCAAUCACUGAGGAAAACAGAAAUCUGCUACGACAGCGAAUAUCCUCCAGACUCAUGUCCCACAAGAAACGCAAUAUGCUCUCGAAAGCAGAAAACGAAGCACUUCGGACUCUGAAGGCCGACAAAAGCAUUGUCAUACUCCCGGCCGAUAAAGGACGAUCGACGGUCGUACUAAACAAGGAGGACUACGUCAACAAAGUCGAGGCCCUUUUGGGCGAUAGAACUGCCUACAUUCCUUGUGAAGGGGAUAUGACGAAGACUCUAAUGAGCAAAAUCAACAAGGACCUGGCAAGUCUUCGGAAGUCAAAAGCGAUUACACGGCUUGACUGGCAGAGGAUGAAACCAAAGGAUUCCGCGAUCGCGAGAUUCUAUGGUCUACCCAAGGUCCACAAACCAGGAACCCCCCUACGACCGAUCGUUUCUCUAAGAGGCACACCAACGUUUGGCCUGGCUAAGUGGCUGUUCCAGCGUCUGAAAUUCCUAACCCAAGGUUCUGAAACUACCAUCCACUCAGCAGAACGAUUCCUUGAGAAACUGCAAGGUAUUCAACUUACAGAUGACGAAGUGAUGGUAUCUUUCGACGUGGUAUCACUCUUCACUUCCAUCCCACAACAUCUCGCGGUUGAAACUGUGCAAACCUUGUUAGAGCAACGUUAUAACGAGACGGACAACAAACUUAAGAUAAAACACCUUGUCGAUCUCCUGAAACACUGCUUGAAGACCUUCUUCACCUUCAAUGGAGCCACGUACGAACAAGUUAAAGGCACACCGAUGGGGCCGCCGUUAUCCAGCUUGAUUGCUGAGGCAGUGUUACAGCGACUGGAGGCACUGGCUUUUGACCACUACCGACCACGAUUUUGGGUACGGUAUGUUGAUGACACAUUUGUCAUCAUCAAUCGGGACAGGAUUGGGGAAUUCACGCAACAUCUGAACUCGAUCUUCCCAGAUAUCCAGUUCACGAUGGAGGAGGAAAAAGAUUGCCAGUUGCCGUUCCUCGACGUACUAGUCCAGAGAAAAGGCGAUGGGGGACUAAAAACAACAGUUUACCGAAAGGCGACAAAUACCUCUCGUAUUCUGAGUUUUCUCAGCAACCACCCCCUUUCGCACAAACGCAGCUGCGUAAGAACACUCUACCGGCGGGUAGAAACCCAUUGCACAGAGCCAGCCGACAAGAAGGCCGAGGCUCAGUUCCUGAAGAAACUCUUCACCAUGAACGGCUACCCUGGGAAUUUCGUCGAAAAGUGCAGGCGAGAAGCACAGGGAAGAAAAUCGAAGGGGCAGCCGAAACCGAAGUGCUGGCGCGCAGUUCCGUACGUAGCUGGUUUGUCAGAAGAAUACGCCAGACUGGUGAGCGAAUUUGGGAUCGGCGUCGCGCACAGACCUGAAGCCACAAUCCGCCGUCAACUCAUGCAGCCCAAGGAUCCGAUUCCCAUUAAUCAGAAAUCGGGGGUCAUCUACCGCAUAGACUGCAAUUGCGGUCAGGCCAGUUAUGUUGGUGAAACCGGAAAACAGGUCCGCACGAGAUUGCAUGAGCAUGAAUUGGCCGUGAGACGGAAGGAUAAACUCUCUUUGGUAGCCGCCCACGCCUCCUCGCCAGGACACGCCUUUGACUUUGGGAGCGUGAGAAUACUAGGACAGUCAGACAACCGAGUUGCGCGCCUGCUGCAGGAAGCGUGGCACUCAACUGAGGACGCGAUUAAUCGACAUAUCGAUCUGCCAAUCGCCUAUCAAGCACUCCGUGAACAAAUCAACAGCGCAGCUAGAGGUCACCCCCGGCAGAGGUGA